AUGGGCAGACUGGCCGGAUUAGACAUAGGCGAAGCGGAGCGGGCAAGCGGGGGACAGGGAGCUGGGUUCAGAAUAGAAGCGGAGGGAGGAACGGAAGUGGAUGCAGGGGAAGGAUUGGGAGCGCGGGGGGGAGUGGGAGCGGGGGGAGGAAUGGGAGCAAGGGAGGGAGUGGGAGCAGGAGGGGAAACUGGGGCAGAGGAGGGAGGGGCUGCCCAGGCAAGAAUGCCAGGAGGUGAUGUGCUGGGAGCAACAGGAGGGCUGAGGGCAAGUCAUGGGCUGGGAGUAGGAGGAGGAUUGAGGGCAACAGGUGGGCGAGUAGCAAGCGGAGGGCUGAGUGAAACAAGCAGGCUGGGAGCAGGGGGGUUUGGGGGAGCAGGGGGUGGAGGUGGAGCAGGGGGUGGAGGGGGCGCGAGUUUGAUCUGGGGAGUGGAGGCAGGGGGGGGAGUGGGAGCUUGGGGGCUCGGAGUAGGGGGAGGAGUGGGAGCAGGGGGAGGAGUGGGCGCAGGGGGGGGAGAGGGGAUGUGA
Closterium sp. NIES-65 is the source of this 525-nucleotide messenger RNA. The record is from the annotation of a GenBank genome assembly. NCBI's taxonomy places the organism in Eukaryota, Viridiplantae, Streptophyta, Zygnematophyceae, Desmidiales, Closteriaceae.